This is a messenger RNA of Heterotrigona itama, 1902 nucleotides long. The record is from the annotation of a GenBank genome assembly. NCBI's taxonomy places the organism in Eukaryota, Metazoa, Arthropoda, Insecta, Hymenoptera, Apidae.
UUGAACAGCAUCCCUUUGGAAAAAUGUUUCAGUAUUACAUCAGCGUUGUAUUUAAUUUCAUUGAAUACCUCGACAGUAUCAGUAUCGAUCAACACUACGUCAAUAAAGCUAAAUGUAAUACUGUUGAAACUUUAGACUGCUAUUUCCAAAGGAUACAAUUUUCAUUACAGACAUUGUGCACAGUCAACUUCGAGACAAGCAACGGCAUCAGUCACCAAGAAUCGGGACAACCUAAACAAGUAGAUAACGAGACACCGGUUGUCUCGCAAGGCUCUGAUUCUUACACGGCGCCGGAUGGCCAGCAAGUCAGUAUCACAUACGUAGCGGACGAGAAUGGAUUCCAAGUGCAAGGCUCUCACAUCCCCACGGCACCACCGAUACCGCCAGAGAUUCAAAGGGCGCUCGAGUGGAACGCGGCUCACCCAGAAGAGGAUGACGGCGGUCAACCACGACCACCUGGCCGAGAGAUCGCUCCAUCAUAUUUGCAUAAUGUACCUUCGGACAAUUUUCCUGCUGAAUCUGGUGGCUAUGGUGCUAGCUGCAGAUAAACCGAUCGCCAUCGUCAGUCAAAGUCAAGAUAUCAGUCCUGAUGGAAGUUUUUUCUCCAAAUGGGAAACCGCUAAUGGCAUCGCCGUCGAAGAGGAGGGUGUCCUGAAGAAUCGUGGCCAAAAAGAUGCCGAGGCCGAAGAAGUUCGCGGGUCGGCCUCGUGGACGGCGCCAGAUGGAACGAGAAUCAACCUUGGCUGGCUAGCCAACGAAAAUGGUGUCUCUUUCCAAGGGGCACAUCUGCCAACACCACCACCCACGCAACCCAUACCAAUUCUUAUUCAGCGCGCCCUCGACUGGAUAGCUGCUAAUCCCUCUAGAGACGAGAGGAAUAGGCUAUAGUAUUCUACGAUGUUUCAUUCUUCAUAGGAUCGUACUGCUUAAUGAGAUCAACUACCUGUUCUUUCUUCGAAUUAUUUAACUCUUUGAAGAAGAAUUUUUUAUACUUGUAACUGUUAUUUGUAACUUUUACAAAUUUCUGUAAUCAAUGUGAAUAUAUAAUUGAAAGUUAAAAAAAAAAAAAAUGAAUCAUUCAGAUGUAAUGCAUGUGUAAAGAGACUAGGUGGUAUAUAUAUUCAUAUCGUUUUACAAUUGAAAAUAAAGUUUCAGUCUUUGAGAGAUCAGUGUUGGUACACAUAUGUAUGUGCCAGGAAACUCCAAAGGAUUUGAUUUUAUUACAUGUAGAGACGAGAAGAAGUGUAGCUAAUGAAAAAUAAGUCUCAUUAAUUAUUUAGGCAGAUCUUAUAUAAUCGUAAGAUUGAAAGUGUGAUACACACAGAUAAAAUUAUGUAACAUUCUGAAAUAACUGAAAAUGGCUGAAGGGAAGAAAAUAUCAUUUCUGUGGUCUCUAUGUUUCUUGCUAGAUUUUUCUUUCUCGGCAUACGUCUUUUUGAAAAUAAUUGAAUUAUUCACUCGUGCAUUAAAUGAAUAUAUAUGACGAGAAAUUUGGAUUGUGCAAAGUGAUUAUUUGUUUAGGAGUAUUGUAAUGAUUAUUUGUAGACAUUUUAGAUAAAGAAUAUUAUAUAUGUAUUACUUGCCAUAAAAUUCUAAAAAUGUAUAUGCAAAUACGAAUGCAAAUAAAAAUAGAAUUUAUUAAGUUAAGUAAUUAUACAGAUAAUUUCUAUAAUAGAAUUAAUAAAUAAGGCUACUGUUUACAAAUACUUAAUGUGAUUUAAAUUAAAUAUUUUGAUAGAUCAUAAAUUCAUAGUUUUUACACUACUAUUUAAAUUAAUAACUUAAAUUAUUCGUAAACUACUUGUUGCAUGAAAAAAUAUUUAUAUUCAAAUCCAAGAUUCGUAACCUGAGAAAAAAGAGAAAUAGAUAUUAAUUAUUACACUGUAUAUUGAUUUUUUAAAU